This is a messenger RNA of Penicillium brevicompactum, 4209 nucleotides long. Its product is annotated as putative TMEM1 family protein. Gene Ontology annotation, cellular component: TRAPPII protein complex. NCBI's taxonomy places the organism in Eukaryota, Fungi, Ascomycota, Eurotiomycetes, Eurotiales, Aspergillaceae. The record is from RefSeq and is a predicted model, not a curated record. Gene Ontology annotation, biological process: intra-Golgi vesicle-mediated transport; early endosome to Golgi transport. The coding region runs from base 1 to 4209 and encodes 1402 amino acids. The transcript is spliced from 5 exons.
AUGGACCCCUCGCAGGCAGCUUCAAACAAUGUAACAGUUGAAUAUACGGAUCCCUCGGGUCUAUUUCCGCUUAUCCAACCUGUGAUCGAAGCAAAGCUACCCUUCAAGAAUCUCCACUGGAAAUCACCAACCCGCCCGGUGCGGUCGAUCGAGUCGCUCCGCAUCGGCUUCACACCUGCACAAGAACCCGAGGAGCGAAAAGCUUCGACCGAUGCUGCGUCCGGUGCAAUCACACAUCGCCGGCACCAGAUUCCCGGUCUCCGUCAGACACCAUACUUGAAAGUCUACCUCCUUCGAUGCGACGAUAACGAAACCUACAAAGCGACAGCGCGCAAGAACCUCCGUGAAUGGAUCAAGGCCAACUCGUCUUCCCAAACCUCGCAAUCUGCAGCCACUAGCCAAGAAAAGCACGAUGCGUUCGAGUGGCUGAUCCUACACGUGGUUCCAGACAGCGAUGGUGCGGAGAGAUCGCCCGCGCCUACUUCGAAAUGGGGUCGCGGUUCCACAACAGUGCUUGAGAAAGUCAAGGCUGACUUCAACGGGUCGUCGAAGACCGCCGUGGAUCAUGUGGCGCAAUUGCGAAUUCCGAAGCACGGAACCAAGUCUCCCGAACUCGCAGAACAGUUGGAAGACUUGAUCGAUAAGAUGAAGAACGGAAUCUUGGCAUCUUUUGAUCUGCGCGUGGCACAAUAUGAAGAGGAUAUCAAGGAAAAGAUUCGCAGCGAAGUCUGCCGGAAUGUGGGCCUGUUCGAGGAUGCGCUGGCUGGGUACGACGAGCUUGCAGUUGGAUUAGAUGCAGCCAUUCGCGAUCAGCUCGAUGGAAGCGGAGAUCAGCAUGGUGGUGCCCUCUCGAUCACCAGUAAGGCAUGGGCGGAAAUGGCAAAGAAGGCCUUGAACGCGGGUGUGUCCGAAGGUAACACCGAUGCUGCUUUGUUUUCGGAGCUCCAGCCUGAAGAAUUCCCAUUCAACUCCAAUAAGAUGGCAUACCGAGAGAUGAUAUUGGCGAGUGACAUUUCCAUCUUUGACUUCCGCACAUACAUCUUCUCACGCCAAUUAACAUUACUACUUCGAGCUGCAAGAGCUCCGUCGCUGGUUGGCAGCGAUCCUACCGCAGAUGUGAAGGGCGCGAAAUCAAACAAGAAACCCGAAGAUCUCAUGUUGCUAUCCGAAAUUUGCGGACGGGCAACAGAGGUUGUCAGUCUUGCCGCGCGUACCCUCCGUUAUGAUCUUGAGUGCAGUCUGACAGACGUAGCCAAUGAGGCGAAGACAAAUGCUAUAAGCAACAUAGUCUCUUCUUGGGCAUUUUCAGCUGCCUUCCAAGUCCUGGCCCAGACAUUCACUCCGACACUCAUGCUCCCAGAAUCCUCUCUUCAUGCUGUUGCGCAAUCGAGCGAGGCAUCUGCGGCUUCCAAGACAGAGUCCAGACCCGCCGAUGUGCCUCGCCGCACCAGUUCCCUUAUAUCUAAUUCUCGCCCUGGCCGACCAGUGACUCAAGAUAUUUCUGAUAGCGUGGGCUUGCUUCAGAGACGCUCAACGAUGGAUCACCCCAAACCAGCUCCAGCUCUUUCACAAAAGACCGGCUCUGAACAACUAGCGUCUGGGCGGGCAGAGCUUCUUCUCCUUGCUCGGCGGUCUUUAGAAGAAAUUGCUCAGAGACGAGGCUGGGCCGAAAAGUGGAACGACCUUGAGCUGCUCUUUGAUGAUCGACACCGUGCUGGAGCAAGUGGUCUUACGGAGGUUUCGCUGGACACUGAUGAUACCAAAGCCUCAGAACCUGACACGAAAAGCAAGCAAUCCUCCCUUGUAGGUAUUGACCUUGCUGGCCUAAAGGUAGCACUAGAGUCAAGGGAAGCUUUCCUGUUCCUCUAUGAGGAUUUAACGGAUCGUUUGAUCCGUCAUCAUAUGGCCGCCAAUCGUGUCAAUUCUGCUGAACAGGCUCUUGCGGAAAUAGCUAUUCUACGCUAUAGGCAAAAAGACUAUGAGUCUGCUGCUUCAUACUUCCACCGUAUGGCCCCGUUCUACGGCACUAAGAACUGGGUCAUCCUGGAAGGAAGCAUGUUGGAACUGCAUGCGCGAUGUUUGAAGGAGCUCCAGCGCAACGAGGACUACGUUCGGAUGAUGAUCCGUUUGCUUUCAAAGUUUGCUACAUACGCGCAGGCGCAAUUGUCGAUCAGACAGAAAGCUCUUGCUGGCUCUAUUCCCUCCAUGGAGCAAGAAAUUCUAGAAGCGCAUGUCAGUGAUUUGUUCAAAGCAUCUGGCGCUCUCCAGAAAGACAUGUCGGCCUCCUUGACGGACUUUUUUGCCGACCUUCAUGUCAACCCUGCCAUUCGAUUGUAUGACAAUCAGGACGGCUUCCAAGUGGAACUAUCCCUGCGGUUCCUUUUGGGCCAGCAAGUUGAAAUUGACAACCUCAAGCUUCGUCUAGUUAGUGCUAACAGUUCUCAACAUUCUGAGUACUGGAUCGAGAGCAGGGAUAAGUUGGUUGUCAAAUCGUCGUCAACGAAGAUCCUGAUCGACUCUUCUACCACGCUCCAAGGCAAAUACAUUGUCGACCGUAUUGAAAUGAGGGCAGGCAAUAUUGUCUUCAGCUUCAACAGUGGUCAAGACUCGUCACUGCCGGUCGGUUUCAGGGAAACCGAGGAGACGGAGGAAGUCGAUGAGCGGCCCUACAUCUACUGCUAUCCCCCGGCAGACAGCCUUCAGGCGAAGAUUGUGGCGCCCCAUCUAAUUGACCUCCAAGCCAUGCGCACACUGGAGCUUGAACUUGAUAGCGGGCGAAAUGAUAUUAAGAACGGCACAGUUCGCGUCAGGCCCGCAACUGCUGGCCUACGUCUUCGCCUCGCAGAAACUCAGGUCGUUGAUGGCACACUCAAUAUUGAGGCCAAUCACGAAUCUGGUAUCAUUGAAUUUGCUCACCUCGCUGCUCGGUCGUUUGUUCGACUACGGAUACCCUACACCGUGGAAGAGGCCUUUUCGACCCUGUCAGCUCGGGCAGAGGUUGGGUACGAGACUGAGCAUGGCAAAUUUGCCUCAUCUGCAUCUUUCAGUGUUGUGUCUACACUACCAAUCUCGGUUAAUGUGCAGGAUAUCUUCAAAGAUGAACUGCUCUUCUCACGGUUUACAAUCAGCCCUGCUAUGCUGAUUCCGCUCCGCAUCACCAAUUGCAGUCUUCCCAGCUCUAGCACGUACGAAGUACAAUCCACCAUUGCUGGCCCUGUUGCCCUCGAUGUUUUCCCCAAGCAGCCCGCGUCUCUUCUAUACAAGAUUCGCGCAAGUGACAUUAAGACUGCCGAAUCAACACCACGCAGUCUACAAUUGAGUGUCGACUUCACAUGUGUGGAUGAUGAAUGUCUUGAUGCAGUCGAGAAGCAAUUUGGUGCCUCCAUUAACUCGAGUCCCUUCCGCCAACACGCGGCCUUACUUACGUCGCACCUUGUCAGCAGCUUCCGUGCACAUCUGUCCACGAAUGAGAUGGAAGCUAUCGGAUUAAUUCGGGAAGUCAAUAUGCUGCCCUAUCAAACCGUGCGCUGGGAUGAUUUGUUGGGUGCCUUGGAAGCGCCAGCCGAGAACGUACGCCAGUGGCUCAACGAGUGGCACAAGAAUAACACGAUUAUCCAACUUCCGACUCAACCUACCAUCCCAUCCCGCCGUAUUGUCAUCCCAGUCGAUGUACCCGAAAUCCAGGUCGUGCACACCGCCGAGCUGCAGCUCCAACCAAACACGGAAUCCAUCCAUGCCGCCGUAGGCCAAAUGAUCACGGCGGAGCUAUGUCUUCGCCACACCCGCCGCUGGUGCUCCCCUGCAACCCGCGAAAACGCCGACCAGCCCCUCGAAUGCUCGUAUGAGAUCCACGCCAACCCAGACCUGUGGCAAAUCGGCGGUAGGCGCCGGGGAAAUUUCCUCGCGCAGGAUGGUGACACGACCCGUUUCACCGUGCUUCUACUGCCCCAGAAGCCAGGCCAUCUGCUUCUACCGGGGCUGGAAAUCCGCACGUUCUUCCCGUCCACAUCCCAGCCGCCGGCUGAUCCCACGGCUGCCCCGCCUCGGCGCUCUAUCCCGUGUGAAGUUGACUAUCGAAAUCAUAGUGAAACGGUUCUUGUUCUUCCUGACUUGCGGAAGACUACUGUUACGCUGAGUGCUGCCGGUGGCCAUGCUGGCGGGGGGUCGUGGUUGAUCGACUCGGAGCGGAGGGCGGAAGAAGUUCGUUGA